Messenger RNA from Prunus mume (Japanese apricot), 1957 nucleotides. Its product is annotated as aspartyl protease family protein 1-like. Gene Ontology annotation, molecular function: aspartic-type endopeptidase activity. Lineage: Eukaryota; Viridiplantae; Streptophyta; Magnoliopsida; Rosales; Rosaceae. Gene Ontology annotation, biological process: proteolysis. The record is from RefSeq and is a predicted model, not a curated record.
UCUCUCUCUCUCUCUCUCUCUCUCUCUCUCAACAAUGACGACUUGGGCAUGAGAACGCGUUACCGCCCCCAAACCUCAACCACCAUAUAAACCCAUUUGCUCGCAUUUCUCUGUUUCUAACUCAUGCCCUCCAAAACCCAAUUAUCAAAAAGCUCUGCCUCUCAUUCUGAAUCAAUAAAGCCAUGGCCUUUACUUGCAUCAGAGCUUCUUCUUCUUUCACUGCCACGCGUCUUUUAGUGUCUGUUUUCAUAUUGUGUUGGGUUUCUCGGACCUGUUCCGGGUUCGGGUCAUACGGGUUCGAUAUCCACCACCGAUUCUCGGAUCCCGUCAAGGCAAUUCUGGGUUCCGAUGAGCUGCCGGAGAAGGGGAGUGCCGAAUACUAUGCUGCUAUGGCGCACAGAGAUCGCUUGAUUCGAGGGCGUCAUCUCUCCACCGCCGACGGAACGACGCCGCUUACCUUCGUUUAUGGCAACGAGACUUAUCGGAUUGGUGCUUUUGGACAUUUGCAUUAUGCGAAUGUUUCUGUGGGGACACCAAGCACAUCAUACCUUGUGGCCUUAGACACGGGCAGUGAUUUGCUCUGGUUGCCAUGUGAUUGUAGCAGUUGCGUGCAUGGCGUAAAGCUCUCAAAUGGAGAUGUAAUAGAAUUUGAAAUCUACAGCCCUAAUACGUCGUCAACAAGCAAAAAGGUUUCUUGCAACAGCACAUAUUGUGAACAACGACAACACUGCGCUUCAGCAGCUAGUGAUUGUCAAUACAAGAUUGAGUAUCUGUCGAAUGACACCUCAUCUACGGGGGUCCUGGUAGAGGAUGUUUUGCACCUAACCACUGACGAUGCGAAACAAAAAGAUGUUAAUGCACGGAUUGGUUUUGGUUGUGGUAAGGAGCAGACUGGAAUAUUUUUGAAUGGUGCAGCUCCGAACGGUCUAUUAGGGCUUGGUAUGGAUGAUGUAUCCGUUCCUAGCAUUUUAGCGAGCCAGGGGCUUGCUUCAAAUUCUUUUUCCAUGUGUUUCAGACUUGAUGGAUAUGGGAGAAUUAGCUUUGGUGAUAAUGGAAGCUUAGACCAAGCUGAAACGCCAUUCAAUCUUAAAAAUAGGAGUGCAUAUCCAACUUACAACAUUACCAUUACUCAAAUAGCUAUUGGAGAAAGUGCUACCGAUCUUGAAUUCUAUGCAAUUUUUGACUCUGGUACCUCAUUUACAUACCUAAAUGAUCCAGCUUACACAAAGAUUACUGAGAAUUUCAACAGCGCACUAAAAAACAAGCGGCAAUCGAAGGAUUCUAGCAUCCCGUUUGAAUACUGUUAUGAUAUAAGGCCAAAUCAAACAGUGAACUUGACGCUGAAAGGUGGAAAGCAAUAUUCUUUGCUUGAUCCGCUAGUGGUUCUUGCUAAUGAAGAUGGAACACUAAUGUUUUAUUGUCUGGGCAUUGUCAAAAGUGGAGAUGUAAAUAUCAUUGGACAAAACUUCAUGACGGGCUAUCGUGUAAUUUUUGACCGUGAGAGGAUGGUAUUGGGUUGGAAGGAGUCCGAUUGUUAUAAUGUUGAGGACACCGUCACUCUUCCUGUCACUAAAUCCAAAUCUCCGGCCGCAUCCCCUAGCGCUACCAUCAAUCCGGAAGCCACGGCAGGGAGUACCAACACUUCUCAUAUACCACCACCAAAUCAUUCACCCAAGUUGAACUCUUUUGCUUGUGCACUCACCAUGGUUCUUUUUGUAUUCUUUGCCAUGGUUUGAUUAUUCUUUCUUGUUGCUGAGGUUUUCUCAGCCCUGUAUCAUAUGUAUCCAUAGGCAUUUGUUUGAGGUAUACUAUACAGAAAAUUGGCAGAUGUCGACUUCCUAUUUUUGGUACACAAUUGAUACUGAUGGAAACAUGGGGUUGUACAUAUGAUUUUAGUUAUGACCAUAGGGAACAAAUAUUUUUUUUCCUACAGAUAAAUAAAUAUCGUUUUUGGUCU